Annulohypoxylon truncatum is the source of this 1575-nucleotide messenger RNA. Its product is annotated as NAD(P)-binding protein. The coding region runs from base 425 to 1372 and encodes 315 amino acids. The transcript is spliced from 2 exons. NCBI's taxonomy places the organism in Eukaryota, Fungi, Ascomycota, Sordariomycetes, Xylariales, Hypoxylaceae. The record is from RefSeq and is a predicted model, not a curated record.
GAGGCGCAUUAGCGAGACCCGCGAAUCCCAUUUGGCACAGGGCUUAUCAUGAUCUUCCCCAAAACAGAAUUCACUACUUCUAGUGCAUAUGGUGCCAUAGGCAGCAAAUAAGCAAGGUAAUAGACGGAGUAGGACGAUGGAGAUGCGGACAGAUUUUAGACGACGACUACCGAGGUGGAGACCUGGUAAUGCUCCCGGACACGGUGAGAUAUGCGGGGCGAUGGACGUCGCCGUUUGAGUCAACACGCCGAGAAGGAUGAGAUAUAUGCUCCUGCAUAGCCACGUAUGUAAGAAACAUGAAUUAGUUGUAUAAUCUAUAAAUCCAAGAUCGCGCUCUAUUUCAUCACUGCAUCUCAGCAGAAACGCCAACAAUCGCAAGUAUACCAAGCCUCACAUAACUUAACAAAGCAAUACUACGGACAAAAUGGUUAAAGUCCUCGUCCUCGGCGCAACAGGCAACCAGGGAAGCGCCACCGUCCGCGCUCUCCUGGCAUCGGAGCAGAAGCACAGCAUCCGCGCCUUAGUCCGCGACGCCUCGUCCGAGAAAGCCAAAGCGCUCGCCGCCCAAGGCGUCGAGGUUCUAGAGGGCGGCGAUUGGGACAAGGACGUCGCCUCGUUGGCGAAGGCUAUGGCCGGCGUCGAGGCCGUCUUCUUCAUCUCGAACUUCAACCCCGUCGACACGGAGACCGAGGUCCGCGGCGCGACCAACAUCGUCGACGCCGCGAAGCGCAGCGGCACCGUGAACCACGUCGUCUACAGCACCGUCGGCAGCAUCGACCGCUACAAGGAGCUCCCGGGCCUAGACAGCAUACCCUUCUUCGCCAAUUACUGGGAGGCCAAAGCCAAAGGCGAAGACCUCGUCCGCAAAGGCGGCUUCGCGUACUACACGCUCCUGCGUCCCGUAGAGUUCAUGUCGAACUGGACGGACGCGCGGAUGGCCUCGUUCCAGUACCCGGACCUGAUCAAGGAAGGGGUCCUGCGCACGGCGUUCCCCGCGUCGCAGAUCAUGCCCGAGAUCUCGCCGGACGACAUCGGCCGCGUGGCCGCCGCCGCCAUCGAGCAACCCGCUACGUUCGCGAGCGGCGGCCCGACGCGCGAAUUGCAUGUCGCGGGCGAGCUGCUGACGCUGGCGGACUUGGUGGCGCAGCUCGGCGAGGUGGCGGGGAAGAAGUUGAGGGUAAGCACGUAUAGCCCGGAGGAGGCGGAGGCGGUUGCGAAGACGAAUAUACUGGUUGCGGGACAGAUCGCGAGGAGGGAUUGGAAGGCGCUAGCUAGGCCGGCGGAUGAUUUCGGGCUGGGGUUUAGUUCGUUUAGGGAGUAUUUGGAGAAGCAUAGGGAUGAGGUUAGGGAGCUGUAUAAGAACGUGCCUUAGGUUGGUUGGUUGGGCUACGUGGGAAGUAGGAUGGGGCUAUCAGAGUCUUGUUUAUCCAAGAAUAAAACCGAGACCUGUCUCCUGGAUAUGAGAGCAGCGUUUUAUCUUUCCGUAGCUUCCUCGCCAGUUGUUUUUAUUUGGCUGGAUGAAUACGAAGGGUCGGUAGAUGAACAAUCCACAUCGUUAAAAAUGUAGACGCUGGG